Molecule: messenger RNA, 408 nt
Organism: Closterium sp. Naga37s-1
Lineage: Eukaryota; Viridiplantae; Streptophyta; Zygnematophyceae; Desmidiales; Closteriaceae
Source: the annotation of a GenBank genome assembly
AUGACCAAACUUCGAAAGCUAAGCUGCUUCCAGGAUGUCCUGAACACCCUUGAGGGCAUUCGAGACUCUGAAUACGAUGCUAAGAUCUAUCGGACUCACUGCCACGAAUUUGGUAGCUAUGCACGGAAAUUCGAAAGCAUUCUUGAAACAGCAGUUGUGGUCUGCCCUGAUGCUGUCAAUGCAUUCUCCAAGAGCGACGAAAUGAGAGCGCUUUCUUUCACCCUUCGUGAUGGUCUUCUGCUGAUGAGAAAGUGCGCUAAGUCUAACGUGUUGUUCAAGUUAAUGAAUCGAGGAGAGCUGAAACACGAGAUGGAAGCUCUUAUAGCAUUGCUUCGUCAAGACUGCAAUACGGCUGAAAAUAAGUUGAGAUCACUCGCGGCGGUGGAAAGCGCCAAACAAGCAACGUGA